Blastomyces dermatitidis ER-3 is the source of this 828-nucleotide messenger RNA. RefSeq lists its product as uncharacterized. The coding region runs from base 1 to 828 and encodes 275 amino acids. The record is from RefSeq and is a predicted model, not a curated record. The transcript is spliced from 2 exons. Gene Ontology annotation, molecular function: acyltransferase activity, transferring groups other than amino-acyl groups. NCBI's taxonomy places the organism in Eukaryota, Fungi, Ascomycota, Eurotiomycetes, Onygenales, Ajellomycetaceae.
AUGACGUCGUUCAAAAUCGAGCGCCUCACAUCCCCCGCCGACGCCCCAGUAAUCGGCAAGAUCAAAACCGACGCCUUCGAAACUAGCACACUCUCCCGCUACUCGUUUGUAUGGGAAGGCGGCGGCAAAGCCAUUGUCGAGAAAUGGUAUACAGAUCGCGAGGAACAGGAUCUACAAGACCCGAACCAAAUCACCAUCGUUUCCGUUCCUGUCGCCGAGAGCACUGCUCUCGAUAACGGGGAUGACCGUGCCAGCGCCGGAUACCCGGACAAUAGCCACGACAGAAACAGUCAUCAUAACAAUCGCAAUGCUACGGGCAACACUCACGUCCGGACAGUAGCCGCCUGGGCGCGGUUUGCAACUCCGCAUCCUAAGCCGAAGGAUGCUGGUGGCUCACAGGUGGAACCGGAGUAUAAGAAGAAGAAGCAAUAUCUCAUGGACAACCCGCCGCCGGGAGCCCAUCCGGAGUUAUUCACUGAACUUCUACGGCAGAUGGUAGCUGGGCGGAAGAAGUAUUUAGACGAAGAAAAGGAUUACGUGCUUGAACUCAUAGCCACGAGUCCCGCGUUUGAGCGCCAGGGUCACGCUUCUCGGCUGCUGAAGUGGGGUAUCGAGAAGGCGGACGCCGAGAACGCGAGAAUCUUCCUUGAAGCCACGCCGGCGGGGAUGCCACUGUAUGAGCGGUUGGGAUGGCGGACGGUGGACACUAUCCGAAUAAAGCUGGCGGACUAUGGUAUUGACGCUGAAGGGGAUGGGGGUGGGUAUGCACUACUGCAUAUUAUGAUUAGAGAUCCGCAGGGGAAGACAGCAUCGGAUAUGAAGAUUUGA